Molecule: messenger RNA, 1737 nt
Organism: Penicillium malachiteum
Lineage: Eukaryota; Fungi; Ascomycota; Eurotiomycetes; Eurotiales; Aspergillaceae
Gene: cps1
Product: Gly-Xaa carboxypeptidase
Exons: 3
Coding region: 1-1737 (578 amino acids)
Cellular component (GO): fungal-type vacuole lumen
Molecular function (GO): metallocarboxypeptidase activity
Source: RefSeq, a predicted model, not a curated record
AUGAAGGCCCUCUCAAUUCUAGGAUUGGCAUCUUUGCCAUCCGCUCUGGCAUUGAACAUCCCAGCACAACAGUUCCUCGUCCCUGCAGAAUCGGUCCGGAAUCCAGCCUUCAAGCCCUCGGAGAGAGAGACUUGCCCUCAGGCACAGAGAGUCGUUGCUCCGAAUGACGGUCUUCACUCUUCAUUGACCUUCCUCGAAGAUGAAGCAUUCCGAUCUCGUCAAGCACACCGACUUUCGCGGGCCGUGCAGGUCCCAACGACCGUGGGUGAUUUCGCCGAUGACCCAUAUGACGAGGCGUUUGAGCCGUUUGUAGAGUUCCAAGAGCUAUUGACCGAGCUCUUUCCUCUAGUGCACUCCCGAGCUCAACUCGAACAUAUCAACCGUCUCGGUUUACUCUACACUUUCCAAGGCAUAGACACUACUCGCAAACCCAUCCUAUUCAUGGCACACCAAGAUGUAGUCCCAAUCGACGAUGCCUCCGACUGGACCUACCCACCCUUCGACGGAGUGAUCGACGGCGAAUGGAUCUGGGGCCGCGGCUCAAGCGACUGCAAGAACGUGUUGAUCGGUCUACUAUCCACACUCGAAGACCUCCUCUCCCAGAACUGGCGUCCCCAGCGAACAAUCGUGUUAGCCUUUGGGUAUGAUGAGGAAUCUCACGGGUGGCUCGGUGCCGGAUCUAUCGCACCAGCACUAGAGGAGAAGUACGGAAAGGAUAGCUUCGAGUUCAUUCUCGAUGAGGGUGGUAUGGGUCUUCAGAGUCUAGGAUCCUCGGCUGAUGCAGGUGAAGUUCUUUAUGCGUUGCCAGGUGUUGGCGAGAAGGGUAGUCUGGAUUUGGUACUGGAACUUGCGGUGCCAGGUGGACAUAGUUCUAUUCCACCUGCGCAUACUGGUAUUGGGAUUAUGGCCGAGAUUCUGUAUGAGCUUGAGCGUCAGGAAUUAUUCACUGCUUGGUUAGAUGAGUCGCAUCCCUCUUUCGGGACGCUGGAGUGUCAGGCUCGGUACUCGCCGGAUCAUGUUGAGUCUUGGCUUGCUAGUAAGCUUGAAGCUGGUGAUGCUGAGGCUUUGGCAGAGGCAGUGGCUCAGUCGCGUGGAGCGGCGGUGCGAUAUACGCUGCAGACGUCUCAGGCUGCGGAUUUGAUUCAGGGAGGUGUUAAGACUAAUGCACUUCCUGAGAAGAUCUCUGCUGUUGUGAACUAUCGGGUCGCACUGCACCAGACACCUGAUCUUGUUCGUCAGCGUGCGGUCCGCAUUAUCGAUCCUAUUGCAGAGCGCCAUAAUGUUUCGAUGUCCGUUGAUUUCCCUGGUGUGGUCCUCGCUGGUACCAGGAAGAUAUCAGGCGAUCGCACUCUUCGUCUUUCGCCCCUUAGUGAUCCUCUUGUCCCGGCGCCUAUCUCCCCUACUGAUCCAUUGACGUCAAAGGUCUGGGCUCGAUUCUCUGGUGUUGCGCGCAGUGUCUUUGAGUCGCACCCCAACCCUCUCACCAAGUCCGACGCCACCUCCGAUGCUACCCCGACUGUUGUUGUGACUGGCGAUAUCAUGACCGGAAACACCGAUACCCGCUUCUACUGGUCUCUGUCGGAUAACAUUUACCGUUGGAGCCCAUCUCGUGCGGGUGGAGCAGCUAACAUCCAUACUGUUGACGAGCGGGUCAACUUGAAUGUUCAUUUGGAGGGAAUGAUGCUGUACUAUGAUCUGAUCCGUUCUUUUGAUGGUUGGGAUGAGAGCUCCGAGUAA